AUGCCAGAAGUACUCAAUAAAGAAGUUAGAAGUAUUGGUCAUGGAUUAAUGGGAAUGACCUGGACUGAUACACCUGCACCAUUAGAUACUGCUUUGGAAGUGAUGAAGAGGAGUAUUGAGGUUGCAAAAGGUGGAAAUAUUACUUGGAAUGGAGGAGAGAUUUAUGGAACACCAGAACACAACUCUUUACAUCUGUUAAAGCAAUAUUUCACCAAAUACCCUGAAGAUGUUGAUAAAGUCAUUCUUUGUAUCAAGGGUGGUAUGAACGCACAAACGCAUAUGCCCGAUUGUACAUAUGAGGGCUUAUCCAAAUCUGUUGACAACUGCAAUGCCAUUCUUGGUGGAGUCAAGAAAAUUGACCAGUUCGAACCAGCAAGGCGUGAUACUAAUCUUUCACCAACUGAAAUUGUCAAAAAUCUCGCCAGACUCGAGAAGGAAGGCAAAAUCGGCGCAUUUAGUUUGUCAGAAGUAGGUGAAAAGACUAUUCGAGAGGCUGCAGAAGCAGCCGAGGGAUUAGGGACAAAGCUAUCAUCAGUAGAGGUAGAAUUUAGUAUGGCAACUACCGAUAUACUUCAUAAUGGUGUAGCAAAAGUAUGUGCUGAUCACAAGAUUCCAAUCUAUGCAUAUAGUCCAAUAGGCAGGGGCAUGCUUAGCGGUAAGAUUAAGAGUAAAGAUGAUGCGAAGGGAAUGGCAAAAUUUUCACCGCGCCUCCAAGAUGACAAUCUGGCUCAAAAUUUGAAGCUGGUUGCAGAAGUUGACAACCUAGCAACCAAAAAAGGCUGUACACCAGCUCAAAUCGCCAUUGCAUGGGUAAAGCAUCAUUCUAACUGGAAUGGGAAAUUACCUACAAUCAUCCCAAUACCUGGCGCCAGUUCAAUAAGUCGUGUAGAGGAAAACCUCGACGAUAGCAUAACACUUUCUGGUGAAGACAUGAACUUUUUGCAAGAUGCGAUCAAUAAGUUAGACAUUAAGGGUGGAAGGUAUCCCGAACAUGUCUCUCAUCUAAACUGGGGUUAA
Wallemia mellicola CBS 633.66 is the source of this 1017-nucleotide messenger RNA. RefSeq names its product Aldo/keto reductase. The record is from RefSeq and is a predicted model, not a curated record. Gene Ontology annotation, cellular component: cytoplasm. Bases 1 to 1017 code for a protein of 338 amino acids. The transcript is spliced from 6 exons. Lineage: Eukaryota; Fungi; Basidiomycota; Wallemiomycetes; Wallemiales; Wallemiaceae.